This is a messenger RNA of Corvus hawaiiensis (hawaiian crow), 1946 nucleotides long. Its product is annotated as histone RNA hairpin-binding protein-like. Gene Ontology annotation, molecular function: mRNA binding; histone pre-mRNA stem-loop binding. The transcript has 9 exons. The coding region runs from base 279 to 1103 and encodes 274 amino acids. The record is from RefSeq and is a predicted model, not a curated record. Gene Ontology annotation, biological process: mRNA transport; mRNA 3'-end processing by stem-loop binding and cleavage. Lineage: Eukaryota; Metazoa; Chordata; Aves; Passeriformes; Corvidae. Gene Ontology annotation, cellular component: cytoplasm; histone pre-mRNA 3'end processing complex.
UGGCGGGGGGUGCCGCGUGUGUGAGGCCGUAAGGGUGCGGGGCGGCGGCUGAGUUUUCCCGCUCUCCCCCCUCCCCUCCGCACCUGUUCCCGUGGAGGCGCCCUGCGGGGAGGCGGAGCGGGCGGUGUCGCCCCGCGCCGGCGGGAGAUGCGAAGGGGCUGAGCGGGAGGGCGGUAGCGCUUCCUCACCGCCCGUUCCGGCUCUGCCUCACCGCCCGCCUCAGCUCCUUCACCGCCCGGCUCUGCGUCCAGCCCUCCCUUCCGAGGAUACCUCGCACCAUGUCCUUCCGCCAGCGGAGCCCGCACGACAGCACGAAGAGCAGCACGCAGCACCCCCCGCGCUGGGCCCAGGCGCGGAAACGCGGCGCAGAUGGGAAGCGGCGGAGGCAGAACGAGCCCGAAUCCUCCGUGUUUGAGGAAAACAAGCCCAGGCCUGAGGACAGCCGACUGGACAGUUUUACAACACCAGAAGGCCCUGGACCCCUUUCCCGGUGUUCAGACUGGGGAACUGCAGUGGAAGAAGAUGAAAUGAGGACCAAUGUCAACAAAGAAAUGGCAAGAUACAGAAGAAAACUCCUGAUAAAUGAAUUUUCAAGAGAAAGGAAGUCCUCCUCAGGAAGUUCUGAUUCAAAGGAGUCCACGGUGACAGCAGAACUUGAGACAGAUGAGGUGGUUUUGAUGAGAAGACAAAAACAGAUAAACUAUGGAAAAAACAUGAUUGCAUAUGAUAGAUAUAUUAAAGAAGUUCCUAGAUGCCAUCGUAUACCAGGAGUUCAUCCCAAAACUCCAAACAAAUUUAAGAAAUACAGCCGUAGGUCAUGGGACCAGCAAAUUAAACUGUGGAAAGUGGCACUGCAUUCCUGGGAUCCACCAACUGAAGGAGGAUGUGAUCUGCAGGAAAUUUGUCCAGUUGACCUUGGUGAGAUGGAGACAGAAUCUGUUGGAAGCAAUUCUACUGAAUCUCAAACAAGCUGUCAAGAUAAUAAUGAUACCUGUUCUGGCACUCCCACCAAAGUUAGACAUCUUGACUAUCAAGCAGAAGGAGAAUUUGACUUGGAAGUGUGUUUGAGUGAGCCACUGAAAGAAUUUGAUACAGUGAGUUAAAUAGUCUUGUGCAAACUGUUUUAGAGAAAGUUUUUUUUAAAUUUGAGAGGUUAGCUUGAUCCUUAAUCUGUUAAGAGUAAGAAAGCUUAAGCAAAGUUGAAGACUGUUCUCAAAUUGUGGUUGAUCUAGAUAUUCUCCAGACCAGACUUCUGUAAAAUUGCAAUUAAGUUGUGUGACUUCCUGUUAACUUUUAAUUUAUGUAUAUCAGAUUUUUUUAAUAGGAAAACUAGCCAAAGGCUGUGCUAUCCCCUAGUAAUUAUAAAUAGUACAGCAAGAUCUCACCAAUUUCCCCCCAUUCCCUCCCCCACUGUGAACAUGAUUUCAAUUGUCCACCUGCAGAUCAAAAGCCAAGUAGGGAGAUACUUUUUUUGUUAUCUUGCUUUUACAUCUGGCUCUUCUAAAAGGUCUGACUUGAAAUAAUGCACGUGGUAGCUGAACCAUGUGGCUGAUUAGUACUCGUAAACCCAUCUACUGCAGUUACUGUAAGAUUAACUACCUUACCUUAAAAAAAACCACUUUAUUUGCAAAAAUGUUUCAGAAACAAUUGGAAAUUAAAUACCCUCAAGAAAUUGGAGGUCAACAUGGUAAAGUCUAAGCAAUAAUGUUUUUUUCAGAAGCAGUAGCCUUAAUUUGAAAUUUGUAAAUAGUCAUCAGUCAUUUAUUAAUGCAGUCAAGAAAACAAUGUCUAGGGAAAGAGCUUGAUUCUUUCAAUUUGCUAGUUUUAAAUGUAAAACUGUUGUAAAUGAUAACAACUGUACAGAUUUUCUGCUGAGAGCAAUUCGUGUUUCUGUUGCUUUUGUGUGGGAUGUUGCUGGAAAAUAAACAGAACUGCGUUUACUUUUA